Pseudophryne corroboree (corroboree frog) is the source of this 5679-nucleotide messenger RNA. RefSeq names its product 5'-nucleotidase, cytosolic II (gene NT5C2). Lineage: Eukaryota; Metazoa; Chordata; Amphibia; Anura; Myobatrachidae. The transcript has 20 exons. The record is from RefSeq and is a predicted model, not a curated record. Gene Ontology annotation, biological process: adenosine metabolic process; IMP metabolic process. Gene Ontology annotation, molecular function: 5'-nucleotidase activity. The coding region runs from base 301 to 1992 and encodes 563 amino acids.
UGACUCCGGUCCCUGAGCACAGGGCUUUGCGCAUGCGUGCUGUGUUGGCUCUUGCAGUCGUUUGCUGCUUUCACUGACAAGAGCGGAAGGUUGUGUUUCAGAAUUAUCACUGGUUCCAAGUGUAUUAAUACGUUGCAUUAUUGUGAACAGGAUCUAUCUGCCUCCAUUGCGUGCAGCCCUAUUGUUUUCUCUCUCUCCCCCUUUCAGCCAGAGGAUUGCAGACACUGACUUUCCUGUUACUGUUUGCUUAGAAGAGGCAAAAAGUGACCAAUACAAUAGAACCGAGCUUCAGGCUUAAAAAUGACCACAUCAUGGAGUGAUCGUCUUCAGAAUGCGGCAGAUCUUCCUGCCAACAUGGAUGGCCACGCGAUGAAGAAGUAUCGGCGAGAGGCUUAUCACAGGGUCUUUGUGAAUAGAAGCCUAGCCAUGGAAAAGAUCAAAUGCUUCGGAUUUGAUAUGGAUUAUACACUUGCUGUAUACAAGUCUCCCGAGUAUGAAUCUCUUGGCUUUGACCUGACUGUGGAAAGACUGGUAUCUAUCGGCUAUCCCCAAGAGCUUUCAAGCUUUGUCUAUGACCCAACUUUCCCCACCAGAGGUUUGGUGUUUGAUACUACAUAUGGAAACCUUCUGAAGGUUGAUGCCUAUGGCAAUAUUCUGGUCUGUGCUCAUGGAUUCAACUUCAUGAGAGGACCAGACAUAAGGGAACAGUAUCCAAAUAAAUUUAUUCAGAGAGAUGACACAGACCGGUUCUACAUCCUGAACACGCUGUUUAAUUUACCAGAGACCUACCUACUUGCUUGUUUAGUAGAUUUCUUCACAAACUGUGACCGCUACACAAGCUGUGAAAAGGGGUUUAAAAAUGGAGAUCUCUUCAUGUCAUUCCGCAGCAUGUUCCAAGAUGUCAGGGAUGCUGUUGACUGGGUUCAUUACAAGGGAUCCCUCAAGGAGAAGACUCUGGAGAAUUUGCCGAAAUAUGUUGUUAAAGAUUCAAAGCUGUCCCUCUUGCUGAGUCGCAUGAAUGAAGUGGGGAAGAUUUUCUUGGUCACAAACAGCGACUAUAAGUAUACCCAUAAAAUUAUGAAUUACCUGUUUGACUUCUCACAUGGAUCAAAGCUUGGAAGCCCACAUCAGCCAUGGCAAUCCUAUUUUGACUUGAUCUUAGUGGAUGCAAGGAAGCCUGUCUUUUUUGGGGAAGGAACGGUACUGAGACAAGUGGAUACUAACACUGGCAAGCUGAAAAUUGGAACUUACACAGGACCUUUACAGCAUGGAAUUAUCUAUUCAGGAGGCUCUUCGGAUAUUGUGUGUGAUUUGCUUGGGGCGAAGGGUAAAGAUAUACUGUACAUCGGGGAUCAUAUCUUUGGAGACAUUUUGAAGUCCAAGAAGCGCCAGGGUUGGAGAACAUUCCUGGUCAUCCCGGAGCUGGCGCAAGAGCUUCACGUCUGGACCGACAAAAGCUCGCUGUUUGAAGAGCUCCAGAGUUUGGAUAUCUUCCUGUCAGAACUCUAUAAGCAUCUGGACAGUAGCAGCAAUGAGAGACCCGACAUCAGCUCCAUCCAGAGGCGAAUUAAGAAAGUUACCCAUGACAUGGACAUGUGCUACGGGAUGAUGGGAAGUCUCUUCCGCAGUGGCUCUCGCCAGACUCUGUUUGCCAGUCAGGUGAUGCGUUAUGCAGAUCUCUAUGCGGCCUCUUUCAUCAAUCUCCUGUAUUAUCCAUUCAGCUACCUCUUCAGAGCCGCACACGUCUUGAUGCCCCAUGAAUCUACAGUGGAGCAUAUUCACAUGGAUAUUAAUGAGUCCGAGUCACCAAUGGCCACACGGAACCGCAGCUCCUUGGACUUCAAAGAUUCCGAUUUUAAACGGCAUCAGCUUACUCGGUCCAUCAGUGAGAUCAAACCGCCCAACCUCUUCCCGCUGGUGCCCCAGGAAAUCACACACUGCCAUGAUGAGGAUGAUGAUGAGGAGGAGGAAGAGGAGGAGGAGGAAGAAUAGGAUGUGUCAUACAAGUAUUAUCCUGAAAAGGAUCAGCAGCAGUUCCCCGUAAUAUACAGUGAAACGUUUCCUAUUAUGGGACAAAUUUCCAUACACAGAAAAAUUAUUUUUUCUGUUUUAUAUAUAUAUAUUUUUUUGUUAAUCCCGUCCAACAGUUAUAAAUGCAAGCCGGUAUUUGCACUUAAUUACUCCCAAGUUGUACAUAUCUGUCGUAGAGUACUAAGUUAUCCGGACCUCUCUUAUGAGAGACAUGGCACAGUAUUUACUACUUACAGUUUGGUAUUGUAGUCUUUACGUCCGAUGCCAUCCUGCAACGUGUUGUCUACAAAGAUCUUUAAUAAAAAGAGACGAUUCUGCUCAGCACACGGGGCAGAGUUAGUUUAUUUCAAUAUAGACGCUACAGUUAUUUAGUUCUGACGACAAUACUAAAUUUGUCAUUUGUUCUAUGCUGGACUGUAGGCGAAUUGGCUCCAGUGUGUUGCACAUACAGAGUUGCAGUUCAUGGAUAAGAACGAUGUGGUUCCGCCAGCUUCUCAUAGUAACGGACUCUAGCAGUGACCAAGUUCUGGUGGACGACCCUUUCCUGCUAUUCAGAAGGAACAUGCAUGUUUUCCUAUCCGCUGCUGGAAAAUCUUACGCAUCACUUGUAGCAGCCAGUUUGUCAGUGAUCUAAUAGUAAUAGGAAUAUUGCCCAUCAGUUCGCCAGGAACUAGCCACUGAGAACUGUGCUCCAGUGAUCUCGCUAGUUUGUAGUGAAUUCAUUGGCUGGAUUUUUUGCAACAUCAGUAGAGCCGACCGUAUGGUUCCCUCUCCCGUGUGUAGACAAUAGGGGCACCAUAGAGGCAGACACAGCUACUGUAGAGGUCUGAAUUCUGCAUUGUGUAGCAAAGCUUGUGCAUUUUUAUUUUAUUUAGGUUUUUUUGAAGCUGUGAUAUUUGUUUUGAUGUAUAAAGAGUAGCUAUUUCCAAAAGUUAUAUACAAUCAAAACACAAUAACAUGUUAAAGUAACAUGUUCAGUGAAGACACUGCUAGGAUCCUAUGCAGCUGCAUUGAAAUGCAUUUUGUCCUCUUACGUUCUCCACUGUAAUCACUAUAAGGUUUCAUGCUAAGGAAAAUACUUGCAUUCAGAUAUAUAGUACAGCACGCCAGAAUUCUGAUCAGUGUCGGGAUUCCAGCUUCGGUCUUUUGAUAGCCGGCAUCUCGACCGCCGGGCUCCUGACCGGAUCUCUUAGAAUGAAGCCGUUUUUACCGAAGCAGCCCAAUGGUAGACUGCGCAGGUCUAAGCACUUGUGUCUGUCACAGAAAUCUCUGCAGUGGCCAUUCUCCAUGGCAUGGGUAAUUUAUGCACACGUCAUAGCAUUUGGUCUCCGCACUGGUGUAGUAUACUUGUAUCUUCAUACCAUCCUCCUCCGUAUCCUAAACUGUUCAGGACACUUUAUAAUGUUAUGAUCUAUAUUGUAGUAAUUUUAUGAAAGCUGGAGAAAAAAGAAAAAAGGCGUUGAUAUAAGCAACUACUUAAGGUCUAACUGUUACCUGGGCAACCAUCCGGUUAGUUGCUGUGGACUGUAGUGUCUAAGUUUCCUUGCAGUUAAGAAACGCUUCUUGGAUCCCCAUCAUGCCAUUUGUAUCGUUCUUUCAUGAACGGCUGUCCUUGUUUUACUGUACAUACAGCCAGUUUUGGUUUUCAUUCUUACAUUUUAGUGGGUUUUUAAUGAGUUCUUUGUGGUUUUUUAAUUGCAAAGAUAAACUUUGCACCUACAUCUGUUUACCUACAGGAGCUUUUACUACAGGUGAGGUACACUUGUUCAACCAGGUUUGCUGCGUUUAUGUUUAUUAAAAGUGACCAAUAUAGUAUAUUAUUUCAGCCUUGUUUUUGUAGAAGCCCUUUUAGAUCUUCAAAUACAUUGUGAGAUUGCAAGGUGUACAAUGGGAUUUUACCCUUACGGUAUAUCAUUUCUUUGGCGUUUUUAAGACAUAUUAUCUUCUUAAUGGGAUUUACACAUCUUGCCUAAAUGACCGUUUAGGUUACAGUUUGAACUGUGUGGAAUCUUUGGUGCACAUUAGAUUUGUACUAGUCAUUAGAAUCUUUUUACAUAUUGUUAUUUUAGAGUUAGGCGACCUGUGUCUCUCAGCUACUGUACUAUUAUGCAGCGGGGGGGCUGGCAGGACACAGUGGAAGUAGUAGGUCUGUCACAGGUUGAACAGUAGGCGUACCCUACGUAAAGUCAUUACACGUUACUCUAGAACACUUUACUGGUGCCUCUGAUCCAUUACUUUGUUAUUUAACCAUGCAUGCUUUUAUCAUAAUGAUGAUUUUAUAAUAAUGUUUUGUUUUUGUUUGAAAGAUAGCACAUUUUACAUAUGUAUAUUCAGUUGUUUGUAUUGCUUUCACCCUUAUACAUUAAUGUAUACUGUGAAAUACUGCCCAUUGAUAUUGUGGGGAUUAUUUGGGCAUGGCUGUAUAAUCUUAGAUAAGUUCUGUGAAUUUUUUUGGGGGGGGGGUCUUUUACCCCAGUGCUGCAGCAGGAAUGAAUUAUGGGUUUAGAACAGAGUGAUGUAUGCCAGUUAUGGCAGUUUUCAUAGCCCCCAGAAUGAUCAAGCAUGACCCUGGACACUUUGCCAGUGCUCUUUGUCUAUUCUACAGAAUACAGACAUUGUUGAGUAUCUGACGCUAUCCAUUACCCACUCACACAUAUAUGUAUAGACUGAUUCCUAAUCGGACUCUUCAGCUGUGAUUUGAUUAUAUAGGGAAGAGUUACUCUAUAAUUUUCCAGGUUAAUCUUGAUAACAUCUUCUCUACAAAAAGGAGAAUAGACAAUUGAUAUGAAAGCAGUAUAGCCCAUUUACAUUUGUUCCUGCUGAAGACUUCAUGACAAUAUUGACCCCAGAGAAACAAGCAUCCUCCAUAUUCUCCAAAACAAAUGCUUUCUUUAUGUCACCCACCAGCAAAUAGAAUGAUGCUCUGCUCGGAGCAGGAGAACGCUGGCGGUGAACGUAUAUACAGUAUGUAAUAAUGAAAAUAACCAACCGUGUAAACAGCCACUAAUGUGUCUUAGUUGUAUAUUCCCUGAAGUCAGUUUUUCUCUGCAUUGUUUAAUGUACUCACAUCUCACUCAUUACCCGAGUUGAACCAGUAUUCUGCCUAUUGCUGUAAUGGUAACUGGGGAGAUCAAUGAGGCAUGAGUUUCCAAGUGAAUUAAUAAGCUGGACAUUUGUUCAGCUCACACAAUGCCUUCUUUCACUAUGUGUAGGCGAUGGGUCUACUUUAGUGUAUGUUUCUCCCUUUACAGAAAUACAAUAUGGGGUAAUCACACAUGGGGUGCUUUCGAUACCAGCUGGAAUUUCAAUGAAGGAAUAAUCUACAAAGCACAUAUUGUUGUGUAUCUGAAAAUGACACAAUGAAAAAGGUCACCUCAGCUGUUAUUGUUAUAUGUACUGUAUACGUGCAUUUUGUAACUGGGGUGGGGGAACCCAAUCCGACCUUCUAUUUCUAUGUACAGUGCUGCAGAGAAUUUUCUACAACUGACUGGCAUGAAUCUUGUUUGAAAAAUACAGCUAAUUUUUAACAGUGACUUUUGUUUUCCUUUAAGUUUGAUAUUCUCAUCUGGAAUUGGUUCAUAUCCUUCACCAGUUUGUAAAUUAUGCUAUACUGUAUCACCAAUAAAGUUUAAGAAAUUAACCUUUUAA